Molecule: messenger RNA, 906 nt
Organism: Didymodactylos carnosus
Lineage: Eukaryota; Metazoa; Rotifera; Eurotatoria; Philodinida; Philodinidae
Source: the annotation of a GenBank genome assembly
AUGACAGAAGAAUUAGCUUGGCUGGAUUAUUUUGUCCCACUUGAUUCAACACAUCGUACAGAAGAUAUUCCAAAUAACAAAAGAUUAUUAGGUGAUAAUGUUGACGAUGAUUACCCGUUAAAACAAGCGAAAUUAGCAUGGAAUAUUGGACAGAAUCAAAAGCAGUAUACAAGCUCAUAUGGUUCUACAUUUGAAGUACCUGUAACAUCAUUAUCAAACCGCUAUUUUCUCAUCCACGAAUCAACAACAUUCCAAAAAACUUACUCAAAGGUACCAUUAUUAAUAUUUUUUCAUGGUUUAAACUCGACGGCAUGGUAUUCUGCUGUUUUUCGAACAAAAUGGAUCGAACAUGCAAAUACUGAAAACUUUUUGUUAGUUUUUGGUCAGGGUCAAGGUGAUGAGUUUCCCGAUGGACCAAUACGUGAUAAAUACGGUGACUUACUGUUUGGUGAUUUAUACUGGGAAAUAGAAGAACCGAAAACAGAUUUUAUUUAUCUUGAUUCUAUUCUAGAAUACAUGAAGCAACAUUAUGAAAACAGAUUGGAUGUGUCCCGUAUUUAUUUUGUUGGCUAUUCAAAUGGUGCAUUGUUCAGUUGUAAUGUUGCUAUACAUUAUGGUGGAGGUGUCUUUGCUGCUAUUUGUAAUCAUUGUGGAGGCUAUGGAGGAGGAUACAAAGAUGAAAAACUACUAAAUCCAAACACGAUUAAAAAAGUUAUACCAAUUUAUCUAUUAACAGGUACGAGUGACGCAUAUCGGUCAAGUUGUGAAAGAGCUAAAAUGUUAUUCGAAGGUGUGGGAUGUGAUGUGAAAAUGGAUAUUAUGGAAAAUAGGGGACAUAAUUAUUACCAAGAUAAGGAACUAGAUAUUUGGACAUUUUUAAUGUUAUAUCGUAUCAAUGGCGAUUAG